AGGCAGAACUACCAUCUCCUUCCUCCGGUCUUUGCAGAAGUAAAUGAGUACCUUCAUAAAAUUUGAGGAGAAUUCCUGUAGGAUUUUUGACAAACCCUGAAGCAGGUGGCCGCGUUGAGCCUGUGCAGAAGUGAAGUCACUAGGAACAAGUGUUAAAUAUUGUCAGCCGGUUUAGUGGAGAGAGGCAGGUCUGGUAGCUCUUGGGUUUUGUUGUGCUUCUAGCUCCUGUUCGUAGUAUGUUCUUAAGUAAAUAAGAGCACACUUCACUGAAAUACAAAGAAUAAUCACCAACAGUUUCCUGUCAAAAUAAGAGGCUAGGUUGAGUAGGUCUAUACAGGGAUUUUUUUCUGAGUCUGGUAUUUUUCUUGAAAACUUGAAGUGGGGUUAGAGGCAGUGAUAGACACAGAGGAGGCUCUGGAAGAUGAGCUGUGAAUUGGGGUACGUUGAAGUAACACCCUUAAAUCAAUAAGCUGUGGGGGUUCAGAGGCUGCUUCUACCUCUGCUGCUGUGUAGAUUAAAGAAGCCCCUUCAUUCUCCUCUGUACUCCGGCACCAUUUACUUGGUCCUGCAUUGGAGCUAAGGGUGAGCAAAUCAAUCAUUUCUUUGCCACAUGACCCAGUGGAUUAUCUUUGUUCCCGAGUGCUUUGGGAAGAAGGAUCAUCUCUCCUGAAGAACAGCGUGACACAGUGCGUGGCAUGGCACCUGGCAUGGCAGAGUCUCCCAUGUCAUUCCUUGGCGGCUGCUGCAAUGAAGGAGAACAAAACCAGUUUCUAACAGAUUGCAAGAAGACCCUCCUGUGGGUGUCAGUGGUGCACCAUCUGAGAAUAAUAUAAUGCAAUGGAAUGCAGUUAUAUUUGGGCCAGAAGGGACACCUUUUGAAGAUGGUACUUUUAAACUAGUAAUAGAAUUUUCAGAAGAAUACCCAAAUAAGCCUCCAACUGUUAGGUUUUUAUCAAAAAUGUUCCAUCCAAAUGUUUAUGCGGAUGGUAGCAUAUGUUUAGAUAUUCUUCAGAAUCGCUGGAGUCCAACAUACGAUGUUUCAUCUAUUUUAACUUCAAUUCAGUCUCUGCUUGAUGAACCUAAUCCAAACAGUCCAGCAAACAGUCAGGCGGCACAACUUUAUCAGGAAAACAAGCGUGAAUAUGAGAAAAGAGUUUCAGCUAUUGUCGAACAAAGUUGGAAUGAUUCGUAACAGCUGCUUUGUUACUCUCCAUCCUCAUAAUCAUUACGUACAAUUUAACUCUCAAUAGAAAGGCUACCAGAAAUUUCAAGUGCCACAGUUCUAAGAAUUUGCAUAAAAACUCAUUUGCAACCAAAAUUAAGCCCUCCAGUUUAGGAAACUUAAACGCUUGUGUAUCUUGAUUAACGUACUUUUUAUUGCAUGGUAUGAACUAAGUUAUUGCUACAUAAAUUUGUAAUAUAUCCUGUUUGUAUUUUUUUUCCAAGUGUAUAAUGUUGGUGUGGAGUUUUCAUGACAGAAUAUACACAUUUUGUAAAUCUGUACUUUUUCAAAUAUUGAAUGCCUUAUUUUUGAAUUCUUUAGAUUUUUAAAUUGGAGAAAAAGCACUUAAAGUUUUUAUAUAUAAAUAUUUCAUGUAAAACUGUUAAAUACAUAACCUUAGUGCAAGACAUUCUGCUCUCACUCUGUAUCUUUCAAAGGGCUCAGUUUUAGUCCAUUUUUCCUUUUGGUACAUGCUGAUUAUACCAUGCACUUUACAAACAGAAAAGUUAAUCCAUGAUGUAACUGUCUUCACUAGAUGUCUCUGCUUCUGCACCAGAGCUUGAUUCUGUGUCCCCUCAGUUGUAUGAGGAAGAGAAGUAUUGGUAGCUGCCAACUUGCACAUGGGGAAACAGAUGUAACUGUUUUGCUACAAGUCCCACAUUAAACCAGCAGCAGUGUUGCAAACAGGACCUGGAUGACCAGGCUUGAUGAUAAUGUAUUCUAAUAACUUUUAUUUUUCAGGGAGAUUGUAUUUAGCAAGUUGUAAAACAUUGUCAUCGAAAGCUGUCCUAUAUUCACAUACUGAUACUGUAAUAUGGCUUUGAAUGUCUUCUCAUAAGUGAAGAGGUGUCCUGUUAGUUUCCCUUAGGGGUAGGGAAAAAAAUUAAUCAACGGAAGAAAAUGUGCCUGCAGAUUUAAUGGCGUUACUGUUUGGAACUUGGCUGCAUACCACGUGGUCAGGUCUCGUGUCUGUAUUGCAGAGGUUCCACAUAGUCUUAAAUUGCGAGUUUUAAAGAAGAAUGGUUUUGGGUUUGUCAGUG
Messenger RNA from Grus americana (Whooping crane), 2262 nucleotides. RefSeq names its product ubiquitin conjugating enzyme E2 B (gene UBE2B). Gene Ontology annotation, biological process: DNA repair; protein polyubiquitination; proteasome-mediated ubiquitin-dependent protein catabolic process. Gene Ontology annotation, cellular component: HULC complex. The record is from RefSeq and is a predicted model, not a curated record. Gene Ontology annotation, molecular function: ubiquitin conjugating enzyme activity. NCBI's taxonomy places the organism in Eukaryota, Metazoa, Chordata, Aves, Gruiformes, Gruidae. Bases 833 to 1192 code for a protein of 119 amino acids. The transcript is spliced from 6 exons.